Messenger RNA from Phytophthora sojae, 564 nucleotides. RefSeq lists its product as hypothetical. The record is from RefSeq and is a predicted model, not a curated record. The transcript has a single exon. NCBI's taxonomy places the organism in Eukaryota, Oomycota, Peronosporomycetes, Peronosporales, Peronosporaceae. The coding region runs from base 1 to 564 and encodes 187 amino acids.
AUGUGCGAGCUUAUGACGCAGCUCGCUGUGUGCUGCCGUCAACGAGGCGUCGACUUGGCUCCAUUCGCUACAAAGCCCACGCCGUCGAAGGAUAUGUUGGCACGGGUGAGAGCCCUUAGGUCACAGCAACGUCUGCGCGAAUUCGCUGUCCCUCGCAUGAGCGUCGAGUUCUUGCUCGGGGGCUCAGCGUCCGACGUGCUCCAUGUGCUGUACACGCCACCGCCCCGGGUCUUCAAUCCUGCAACGAACACAAUGAAAGAAGACAUUCAAGGGUCAGCACGAAUUGGUGUCAACACGGCACGAAUGGAAAACAAAAACCAACCUGAAACUGGUUGGCCAGUUGACAUGGUAGCGCAAACGUGUCCAUGCCGCUUCCACUUCAAGUACGCGACCUGUGUCCACGUCCUCUUUGCGCUGCAAGAACGCGCCAGAAUUGAUGAGAGAGGGGCCGAAGUCCUCGUCAACAGACGCGUGACGUCGAAGCGGAAGCGCGCUACUGUCGGUAACGCACCAACGGCAGUCGGGCGUCCGCCGCGUGCUGGUCCAGCGCUCGAGCGAGAGUAG